This is a messenger RNA of Drosophila gunungcola (fruit fly), 5626 nucleotides long. It is a transcript of the gene lgs, whose product is annotated as protein BCL9 homolog. The transcript has 6 exons. The record is from RefSeq and is a predicted model, not a curated record. The coding region runs from base 575 to 5137 and encodes 1520 amino acids. NCBI's taxonomy places the organism in Eukaryota, Metazoa, Arthropoda, Insecta, Diptera, Drosophilidae.
UUCGGUGUGCACAAAUUGUCGCGGUCUGGUCACUCUUAACGCCAGUAAUUUCUUAUUUUUAUAUUAUGCUAUUUCGCCAGUUAUGCUUAUAAAUAUGUAUUUUUUCCAAGAAUCUUAAAAGUUUUUGACUAUGCUUACUCAUAACUAAUCUUCGAAGUUUGGAGUUCAACAACUUAGCACACAACUCACAUCAGUAAAUGCUUUGUUCAUAAGUGUUGAUAGUAACUAUGUAUACAUAAAAUUGUGAAACAGGAUGGUUUAAGUUGAGCACAAAAGGAUUUCAAAACAAACAAGAAAAUACAUUUAGUGCUUGUGUUUGAAAUGAUCUCACCAGAGGCAUCUGGCCCUGUUUCGCGUAUAAUUCGGGAGUUCGAAACUCAUGCAUAAGUGCAAUAGUGUGCGUGCGGGCUGUAUUUGAUGUGCAUAUGCCUGACUUUAUUGGAUGUGUUUGCAGGGAACCCCAGAUAGCCAAACGAUGGGUUUUCUAAUAAACCUAAGCAUUUAGACGCCAAACCGAUCCAAGGGAAUUCGAUUGAGGCAGGCACCACUAUUGUUCCAUGUUGGCACACCUACAAUGAUGUCGACAACAAUGCCCCGCAGUCCUGCCCAAUCGCAGCCUCAAUUAAACACCGAUGCCUCAACAAGUGCAUCCGGAGCUGGCGCUGGAGUAGGGAUUGGGAAUGGGAAUGGAGUGGCAGGAACCAGCAGGAGCUCUCCAAAGACUAUGAAGAUCGAGCCCUUUUCCACACUCUCUCCGGAUCAAAUCAAAAUAAUGCCGGACGAAAGUGCAGAGAAAAACGGCCAAUCGUCAAGCAAUGACAAGGGCAACGCCGAUCCAGCUGGUGGCAGCGGGGGCGGAAUGGGAGGCGGUGGCGCAGGUGGAGCAGGAGGUAUUUCGGCCGACGCACAACCAUCGCAGUCGUCUUCCUUGGGCGCUGCCGGUCCGCCGAUGCUCAGACAGAACUCUUCAAGCAGCAUUAAUUCGUGCCUGGUCGCCUCUCCAAACAACACCAGCGAGCACUCGAACAGCAGCAGUGUGUCUGCAACGGUUAACCUCACGCAAAUGGUCGAUGGCGAAGAGCAGGCGAAGAAAAAGAAGACCAGUGUGAAGAAUGAGGAUGGCGAAAUAGGACCCAAUAAAGCGAAAGGCUUGGCCGCCGGCACAGGGUGCGGAACAGGGUCCGUUUCCAGUUUGUCCAUGGGUAUUGCCAUUAAGGAAGAACCCUCCGACGUCCUGAGCAGCUUAGUGAAUAUGAAAAAGGAAGAAAGAGAAAACCACUCGCCAAACAUGUCUCCUGUUGGGUUCGGUUCCAUUGGUAAUUCACAGGACAAUUCCGCUACUACCGUGAAAAUAGAAAGAAAUACAACCGAAAAUAUCACGGAAAAAAAGACAUCAUCCUCGGCGAUAAAUAAUGAUGAAAUAGGAGACGGUAGCUGCAAUCCGUUGACCGAUAUUAUAAGUGAAUCUUUAAGUAACCCGCCCAUGUCGAGCAUAUUAGCUCUUGGAAUGAAUGCGUCUCAUGUGAAUGCAGCAGGACCAGGAACAGCGGCAGCUGGAGUUGGUGGCCAUCUGCCUGGCAAUGGUAACACUUCGGGUGGUGGCAAUUGCUUGGAUUACAUGCAACAGCAAAAUCACAUAUUCGUGUUUUCAACUCAACUGGCAAACAAAGGGGCCGAAUCUGUUCUAAGCGGUCAGUUCCAGACCAUUAUUGCGUAUCACUGCACCCAGCCAGCGACAAAAAACUUUCUCGAAGACUUCUUUAUGAAAAACCCUCUGAAGAUGAACAAGUUGCAGCGGCACAGUAACUUGGGAAUGCCCUGGCUUGGCAUGGGACCGGGAGGGCCGAUGGCACAAAGUGCACACAAUUCUGUAUCAAAGACAACACAGCAGUCUCAUUCAAAGUCUGUAAGCCUCCUGAAAACCCAGUUUAAUCAAAAUGAGAUCGGCAAACGCAGUUCUGCCAAUGCGCCCAGCAACACUUUUGUGGACCAGUCCGAUCCCUUGGCCAAUGAAAAUGAACUGAUGUGCUGGGAGAGCGGAGCCGGAAACAGCGGUGCCGGUGGUCCUGCACCAAAUUCGCGAAACAAUAUAGACAGUAUAAGCGCUUCCAGCGAGUCUCAGGCAAUAAAGAUUCUAGAGGCUGCUGGUGUUGAUUUGGGACAGGUCACAAAGGGAGGCGAUCAAAGUUUGACGCACGAAAACAACAUUGUUUCGCUGCAAGGAGUUAAGGUUCCAGACGAAAACCUCACCCCACAACAGCGUCAGCAUAGGGAAGAGCAGUUGGCAAAAAUAAAGAAAAUGAACCAAUUUCUCUUCCCUGAAAACGAGAAUUCAGUAGGAGCCAACGUGAAUUCACAGAUGCCGAAAAUACCGGGAGACCUGAUUAUGGGAAUGCCGAGUGGAGGAGGAACUAUAAUAAAUCCGCAAAUGCGACAAAUGCACUUGCCCGGAAACGUGAAACCGGAGCUCCUAGCGGGGACUACAGGACUUUCCGAAGAGGUAAUGCUCCCUGGUGAUGUGAUUUCGGAUAUGGGUGCUGUAAUGGGAUGUAGCAACAGUCAAAAGAGCGGCCUGCAAUGUGGACCUGGGGCUGUAAGUGGACCUUCUGCGGGCGCGCUGAAUGUGAAUAUACAUUGCUCAAGCUCUGGUGCUCCAAAUAGCAGUAUGAUGGGGAACUCAACCGACAUAAUGGCUUCGUUUGGCAACACGAGCUGCAACGUGAACGUCAUUGGAUCGGUACCAGAUAUGUCUAAAGAACUCCCAAAUCAAGACAACCUGACGCAUCCACACCAAGGGGGGGUGGCUCAAAUGGAGUGGUCGAAGAUCCAACAGCAAUUCUUCGAGGACCGGCUUAAAGGGGGCAAGGCCAGGCAAGCUACGGGACCUGUCGCCCCGCCGCAGCAGCCACCUGGUAAUGGUGGAAAUCCGUCGAACAACCAAGUGCGCUCUCUGCAGGGACCCCCACCGCCAUACCAUUCCACCCAGCGAUCUGCUUCAGUGCCAAUAGCUACUCAAUCGCCGAAUCCAUCGAGUCCGAACAACCUGUCUCUGCCGUCACCGCGCACAACUAGCGCAGUGAUGGGUUUGCCCACCAACUCACCCAUCAUGGAUGGUACGGCAUCACUGUCGGGAUCGGCUCCCCCGGCAAUCACGUCAUCCUCGCAGGCAGGCACAACGGGCGUGCUCUCCGCAAACAAGAACUGUUUUCAGGCAGACACCCCAUCGCCGUCGAAUCAGAAUCGGAACCGAAAUAGCGGAUCAUCAGGCGUUCCCACUCAUAACUUGAACAGCAACCCGAGUACACCGCUGUCCCAUUUAUCCCCAAAGGAAUUGGAGCCGUUCGGUCAGUCUUCUGCUGGUGAUAGCAUAAAAAGUAGACGGCCAAGCCCACAAGGUCAACGGUCGCCAGGAAAUGGUCUCAUAGAGGCAAAUAUAGAAGCUAGAUUCGCUAACUCCAGUCCUGGCGUGAUUUUUAAUCCACACCCGCAUAUGCAAAGCAAUACGAAUUCAGCAUUAAAUGCCUAUAAAAUAGGCACUCCAAAUAUGCAGAUGGAGCGUCAAGCUUCGCAAGGAGGAUCCGGACAGUUUGCUCGGCGUUCCGACAAUAUUCCUCUAAAUCCAAACAGUGGCAAUCGACCACCGCCGAAUAAGAUGGCACAGAACUUCGAUCCAAUCUCUUCACUGGCGCAGAUGUCUCAACAACUAACCAGCAGUGUGUCCAGUAUGGGGAGUCCAGCCGGCACUGGAGGAAUGGCUAUGAUGGGCGGUUCGGGAUCGGUGGACAUUAAUAUUGAGCAUGCAAUGAUUUCGGGACUAGAUGGACCAGGAAUGGAUGCCCUUAAUCAAAACAACUGCAAUCCAAUGAAUGCCGUGAUGAACUCUAUGGGUCAGCGAAUGCUGAAUCCUAAAAUGUGCGUUCCGGGCGGACCAAACGGUACUCCUGGCUUCAACCCAAACUCACCCAAUGGAGGAUUAAGAGAGAGUCCCUUAGGUCCCGGUCCAGUUCCUGGCCCUGGACAAGCAAACUCUCCAAACUUUCCAGGCGUUGUGCCCCCAGGUGCUAGAAUGAUGGGUCGAAUGCCAGUCAGCUUUGGUUCGAAUUUCAAUCCCAAUAUACAGGUUAGGGCGAGUACACCAAACACCAUACAGUACAUGCCAGUGAGGCCGCAGAACGCCAAUAACAACAAUAACAAUGGAGUUAGCAACGUGCGAAUGCCACCUAGUCUGGAGUUUUUGCAGAGGUACGCUCAUCCCCAAAUGGCUGCAGUGGGAAAUGGUUCCCCGGUAUGUCCACCAUCUGGGGACAGUGGUCCGGGAAUGUCCGGAAUGAUGGUGGGAUCAGGAUCAGGAUCAGGAGCCAUGCUAAUGAACUCUCCCGGCGAGCAGCACCAGAACAAGAUCACAAACAACCCUGGAGCUGGCAACGGCAUUAACUUUUUCCAGAACUGCAAUCAACUGGCUAUCAUGGACGAAGAGGGAGGCUUAGCCGGCCAUGACGUGCCAAUGAAUAUUGGGCAGUCGUCCAUGAUACGCGGAAUGCGCCCGCAUGCCAUGCGACCACAUACAAUGGGCCCACGCAUGCAGGCUUCAGUCAACAGGCAGAUUCAGUUUGCACAUGCGUCAGAUGGCCUGGACUGCGGCGGGGACCCCACAGCAUUUUUUAACAACGCUGCCUGCAACAGCACCGGACCAGCCAUGUUUGCAGCUUCGCAACAAUCGAAUCAGUCCAAGCCUCAGCACCUUAAAACCAUGACCAGCGGAAUAUGUCAAAAUCAAACUGGAAUGGGAGUAGGCCCUGCGGUGGCGCAAGGCCAGAUGCUGCCGGGGCCUGGGCAAGGGCAAGGGCAGGGGCAGGGUCAGGGUCAGGGUCAGUCCUUAAUCGGACCCAGCAAUAAUAAUUUAAUGUCAGCUUCCGGAAAUGUUGGUACUACGAACGGCGUUUCUGGCAUUAAUUUCGUGGGUCCCUCAUCAAAUGAUCUGAAGUACGCGCAGCAAUAUCACAGCUUCCAACAGCAGUUAUACGCAACCAACACCAGAAGCCAGCAACAACAACAGAUGCAUCAGCAGCAGCAUGGCAAUAUGAUAACUAUGCCGCCCAACUUAUCACCAAAUCCAGCGUUCUUUGUGAAUAAAUGAACACUUAUAAGCUGCCGCCCUCGCCAUGUAUCGUUUACUAGUCUCCGAGAUAAGACAUCCAUCUCUAAAUAAGAUUUUUACUAAGCUUAUUACCGUAGAUGUUUUUGCAAAGGAGAAAAUAAACAUUUGUAAAUGCAAUUACAAUUACAACAUUAGUAACAAAACAUUUUAUUUGCAACAUUUAGACGAGCCACAUUCAAGUAAAAUCUAGCAUCCCAUUCGAUUAGACAGAUUUGGAUCUGUAUUUGGAUACAUGUUUGAACAUGAUAGGUAAUCGCUUUGCGAAUAUGUACAAAUAUUUAAACAUCGAAAAUUUAGUUAUUUGCAGCUAUUUUUCUGUUAUUAAUUAAUAUUUACGCUGCUCUCUGUGUUAAAUGCAAUUAAGAAAAUAUACAUAUGUAAAACGCUAUUAAUAUAUUAUUCUCAACUUUAUUGUAACCCAUGUUAAGAGAACUGUAAAUUCUUCCAUUAAAAAGAUAAUGAAAAACA